This is a messenger RNA of Anastrepha obliqua, 1128 nucleotides long. Its product is annotated as cyclin-dependent kinase 1. The record is from RefSeq and is a predicted model, not a curated record. Gene Ontology annotation, cellular component: nucleus. Gene Ontology annotation, molecular function: cyclin-dependent protein serine/threonine kinase activity; RNA polymerase II CTD heptapeptide repeat kinase activity; ATP binding. Lineage: Eukaryota; Metazoa; Arthropoda; Insecta; Diptera; Tephritidae. The transcript has a single exon. Bases 135 to 1034 code for a protein of 299 amino acids. Gene Ontology annotation, biological process: G2/M transition of mitotic cell cycle; protein phosphorylation; mitotic G2 DNA damage checkpoint signaling.
CCAUUAUUUUCCAGUAUAAGUGAGCGCGAAAUUUGUCUUGGCUGAUUGAAAAUUUUAUUUCACUUUUGUUUUAAGCCAGGUUUAUUGUUUUAAACAUAAGUUCGUCUCGCAGAAAUUUAUUCACGUCGUUAAAAAUGGAAGACUUUCAGAAAAUAGAAAAGAUUGGUGAAGGCACAUACGGCGUGGUUUAUAAGGGACGCAAUCGUGUAACAGGACAAAUAGUAGCGAUGAAAAAAAUUCGCCUGGAGUCUGACGAUGAAGGAAUACCAUCGACAGCCAUAAGGGAGAUAUCGUUGUUAAGAGAGCUGAAGCAUCCAAACAUUGUCUGUUUGGAAGAUGUUCUAAUGGAAGAAAACAGGUUAUACCUAAUCUUUGAAUUUUUAUCUAUGGAUUUAAAGAAAUAUAUGGAUACGUUGCCGCCAGGAAAACCAAUGGAAACUGAGUUGGUGCGGAGUUAUUUGUAUCAAAUAACAAGUGCAAUUUUAUUCUGUCACCGACGUAGAGUUCUUCAUCGAGAUCUGAAGCCUCAAAAUUUGCUUAUUGAUAAACAGGGUGUAAUAAAGGUAGCGGACUUUGGACUUGGUCGUUCUUUUGGUAUCCCAGUUCGCAUCUACACCCAUGAAAUUGUUACUCUCUGGUACAGAGCACCAGAAGUUUUAUUGGGUUCACAACGAUACUCUUGUCCAGUGGACGUUUGGUCCAUUGGUUGCAUAUUCGCUGAAAUGUCUACAAGGAAACCGCUUUUUCAAGGCGACUCAGAAAUUGAUCAACUUUUCCGGAUAUUCAGAAUCUUAAAGACACCAACUGAGGAAACGUGGCCUGGAGUAACAACUUUACCAGAUUAUAAAAGUACCUUUCCAUGUUGGUCGACAAAUCAGCUUACUAACCAGUUAAAAAAUUUGAAUGAACGAGGCAUAGACUUGAUUCAGAAAAUGCUUAUUUAUGAUCCUGUACAUCGUAUUUCUGCUAAAGACAUUCUUGAGCAUCCAUAUUUUGACGGGUUUAAGUUGAAAAUUAAAAACAAUGAAAAUUAGGUAUUUUAAACAUACUACUAUUUUUUUACCUUUAUAUUAAUGUAAAUGUUUACUUCAGAAAUUAAAUUAAUAUAUAUACAUAUAAUUCAACAUA